GUUUGGCUGGCCAAUGCGCCAAUAGCUUGAAAAGCCGCUUCUGUGUGCAUGAUAGUAUGAAGACGCUGCGACUCUCAGACGCCUAGAGAUUUCACACAGCUGCGAUUACGAAAAUAUUCCGUAUAGCUAUCUGAUAAUAAAUGGACACACCAGGAGUAGAAGCAUUCGCGAUCCACUUGUCACCAAGGGAGAGCAAUUAUUGGAAAUAAUGGGGAAUACAACACCCAAACCACUGAUAGACUCCAGCCUACAGCAUCGCCCAGUGGCCAGUCGGCAGUACUGCACUGUUUCCAAAAGUGGAGUAGAGCGCCACACCUCUGCCCCUCCAAACAGCAUCGAGUCUCCUUGUUUUCACCCCCACGCCAAAGGCAAAAAUAUUAGACUGGACACACAACUGCGCCGGGCCACCCGGAAGAACAGUUUCUGCAAUGGCAUCACCUUCAGCCAGCGUCCUGUGCGUUUGUAUGAGAAGGUGCGGUUGCGCCUCUCAGGUGUCCACUCAGGCUGGAGUGGAGCUCUACGCUUUGGUUUCACAAGCUUAGACCCUAGCAAUCUUUCCUUAGCUGACAUCCCCAAAUAUGCUUGUCCCGACCUGGUGACACGGCCAGGAUACUGGGCCAAGGCCCUGCCAGAGAGGCUGGCCAUGCGGGACAGUGUUCUGGCCUUCUGGGCUGACCGACAUGGCCGGGUCUUCUACAGCAUCAAUGAUGGAGAGCCCAUCCUCUUCCACUGCGGUCUAAGCGUUGGAUGCCCGCUCUGGGCCAUCAUAGACAUCUACGGAAUCACACAAGAAGUUACAUUGCUGGAGAGCACGUUUGCUGAGAGUGUGGGCACGAGCUGUCUGAGUAGCGCUCGACUCAGUGCCUAUCUUCUCCAGAGCAACCACGACUCGGCUAACUACAGCAACAACAAGCUAGAGAGCAGCCAGGCCGCAGCAGCUAAAUUUGCCACGUUACAUCUCAGCAACUACAACCAACUCAUCCCCUGCUGCUCCACCUCUUCUGCACCCUCUUCAUCCACCUCCUUCAACAUACAGAGGGCUGCCCGCGGGCUCUCCAUGCCUCUUGAUGCUGACCUGCAUUUUCACCCAGUGCGAGGCCCUGACGUGGUUCUCUCAAAUGAUCGUACAGUUGCACGCACACACUUCCUGGACAGCAGCAGGACGUUGAUGUUCAGUGACAGGCCCGUCCGGGUGGGCGAGACUCUGUACGUGGAGGUGGGCCAUCUGGGCUUGCCUUACUUUGGGGCUCUUCUCUUUGGUAUGACCUCUUGUGAUCCAGGCACCCUCAAUGCUGGAGAGCUGCCAGCUGACCCAGAGGUGCUUCUGGACCGUAAGGAGUAUUGGGUGGUCUACAGGGGUUUUCCUGUGCCAGCGGCAGGCGAUCUGCUCAGCUUUACUUUUCUGGCCAAUGGGGAGGUGCAUCAUGGGGUCAACGAAGGGGCACGUGGUCGUCUUCUGUGUGUUGACUCCUCUCAGGUUCUGUGGGCCUUCUUCACACUGCACGGAGCUGUGAACCGGCUCAGAAUAUUAGGAACUGUUCAGGCCAGCCCUCCCACCUCCCCAUCAAUGUCUCAGGUAUCAACGCCUGAUGACAGUGACUCUGAUCUGGCUUUCACCGUCAACAGAUCCUCAUCAGCAUCCGAAUCCUCUCUAGUGACGGCUCCCAGCUCUCCUCUCAGUCCACCUGUCUCACCGAGUCUUUCCUCAUCAGACGCAGCCCUGAGCAGCAAGAGCAGAGAGUGCACAGUGUGCUUCGAUCAGGAGGUGGACACCGUCAUCUAUACGUGUGGACACAUGUGUUUGUGUAAUGACUGUGGACUGAGGCUCAAGAGACAGAUCAAUGCGUGUUGUCCGAUCUGUCGGAGACCCAUAAAGGACGUCAUAAAAACCUACAGACCAUGAAGGGACUAAAACAUUUUCUAUCAAAUGAUUCAGUGCAAAACUUUGGUAGCUGUGGUUUAAUAUCUGGACUAAACUUGUAUUUAAGACCAUUUAUGUAGCUUUGAUUUGCAUUAAGCAUUAAGCUCUUGUCCAUAUUUCUCUCACCUCAUAUGUUAAAAGCAGAUCAUCUGAAGCUGAUUCAUGCUUUGAGAAUCAAUCUCAAUAUUGAUCUGAUACUUCUAGUGCCUUUAACAUUGUUUAUCAUUCCUCAAGCUGCACCUAAUGAAUUAGACAAUCAUAUCUGAGAUGUAUUGCAUAGGUAUGAAGAAAUAAUUCAGAGGGACCUCAAGAUACGAAGGAAAGAAUGUUUUAUUGCGUAAGUAAAUAAUGCACAGGUCUACAAAUAUGAUUUUGUAUGUUAUUUUAAAGGAGUAAAAAGCUAUUGGUUUGGCAGAUUGCAAGUGAAGAAAGAUUUGCAUUAUGACAGUU
This is a messenger RNA of Sinocyclocheilus grahami, 2371 nucleotides long. RefSeq names its product E3 ubiquitin-protein ligase NEURL1B. Gene Ontology annotation, molecular function: ubiquitin protein ligase activity. Gene Ontology annotation, biological process: ubiquitin-dependent endocytosis. The coding region runs from base 209 to 1903 and encodes 564 amino acids. The record is from RefSeq and is a predicted model, not a curated record. NCBI's taxonomy places the organism in Eukaryota, Metazoa, Chordata, Actinopteri, Cypriniformes, Cyprinidae. The transcript has 5 exons. Gene Ontology annotation, cellular component: early endosome.